This is a messenger RNA of Schistocerca serialis cubense, 6092 nucleotides long. RefSeq lists its product as uncharacterized. The transcript has 2 exons. Bases 482 to 1432 code for a protein of 316 amino acids. The record is from RefSeq and is a predicted model, not a curated record. Lineage: Eukaryota; Metazoa; Arthropoda; Insecta; Orthoptera; Acrididae.
UAUCCAAGAGGUCAUAGGUUUGCAUGUGCAGUAAUUCAGCAACUGUGGGACGAGGAUAGUGACCAGUUAAUACAAAUUUAGUUCCAGGAAACAAAAACCCCUGUAAUUGGUUCUUUGGAUAAUCAUAUAGAACUGUUAAACAGGGGAUGUCAAACCAUUUAUCAAAAAUUCACCAGAUACAGACAGUUGAGUCUGACUGACCACUCAGCCAGACCAAUCCGUUUGAUUGGUCCAUCUCUUAACGGGUUCCUUAUAUGGUCAUACCUAUUUACUGUGUUCAAGUUUCAGUUUACCAGGACCACAAGCAAGACCACAGACAAGUAUGUUUUGUAAGCUAUGUGCAUGCGCAUGCGCUCUAGAAUGUUUACCUUGUUAAUAUUUUGGUUGUACCGUGAUUAGCUGGCCUAUCUCCAUAUCGUUCAACGCAGAAGUGCCCAGCUUUCUUUUUGCCUGGAGGUAUCCAGGAUUUGUCAAAUUUGUCAUGGAGGUGUCCAAGAUACAUCCAGGAUCGCACUAUAUGUCGCCGAGGUGGCUGGAUUUCACUGCUACAUUCAUAACAGAGGUGUCAGGAUUUGUCACAGAGGUAUCUGUUGUUUGUCGUGGAAGUGUCCAGGAUUCAUUGCACCAUUCAUCACAGAGGGGUCCUGUUCAUUUUGGAGAUGUCCAGCAUUUGUCCCAGAGCUGUCCGGGUUUUAUCGCAGACGUGUCCCGGAUUCAUCGUGGGGGUGUCUGGGAUUCGUUGCAUUGUUUAUUGUGGAGGCAGCCGGGAUUCAUUGCAUUGCUCAUUGUGGAGGUGUCUGGGAUUUGUCGUGGAGGUGUUCUCCAGGACUCGAUGCGGAGAUGUCCGGGAUUCGUCGCGGGACUCGAUGCGGAGGCGUCCGGGAUUUGUUGCGGAGACAUCCAGGAUUCGUCACGGAGAUGUCUGGGAUUCGUCGUGGAGGUAUCCAGGAGUCAUGGAGAUGUCCAUGAUUCGUCGUGGAAAUGUCCGAUCCGGGAUUCAUCAUGGAGUGUCCAGCAGAAUUCAUCACAGAGGUGUCACGGUUUUACUGGCAGAGGUAUCGUGGUUCCGUCUCAUCGUUCGUUGUGGAGGUGUCCGGGUUUUGUUUCAUCGUUCAUCGCGGAGGUGUCCGGGUUUCAUCGCGGAGGUGUGCGGGUUUCGUCGCAUCGUUCAUCGCGGAGGUGUCCGGGUUUCGUCUCAUCGUUCGGCGCGGAGGUGUCCGGGUUUCGUCUCAUCGUUCGGCGCGGAGGUGUCCGGGUUUCGUCUCAUCGUGCGGCGCGGAGGUGUCCGGGUUUCGUCUCAUCGUUUGUCGCGGAGGGGGGGGGGUCUUGCUUUCGUCUCAUCGUUCAUCGUGAAAGUGACCUUGGUUUUUCUAAUUACAUAUCAUUGUGGUGUCCUAAGAUUUUUUUAACAUGCUUGUCAGAGGUGUUGUAAGAUUUUUUUGGCAUGCAUCAGAUGUGUCACAAGUCAUAGCGUAUCCCUGGUGUACGACGAGCUGAAAGGACACCACGUGGAACUUCCUAUGGUAUUAUUUGUGCAUCAUGGAGGAGAUAGUGAUUUGGUGCAUAUGGUACCAAAUAGAUGCCUGUCAGUUGACACAUUACAGUGUCCAGUUCAGCUUGUACAAUAAAUUUUUCCAUAGUUUGUAUUACCAUGCAUCAUGUUCACUUUUAUGGCUGGCUGCCUAAGUUACAGACCAGUCUGGUUUAUUGUCUUAUUCCUUAUGGAGAUGUUCAUUGACUGUCUCCAUAUUAAUUGUGAAUUUUUUGUGAUUCUAGUCUGUCAUAUGCUUUUAUGUAACUGGUGUCUCCUGCUUUAGAGACAUAAUUGAGACCUUGCCUCUCAAAAAUUAAAACUUGAUCCAUGUGAAGGCACAACAUUGGCAUUCAAAGGUUAGCUUGUGUGCCAUAGUGAUGUCUCAGUUCUUUUUAGCAUUUUCUGUUGUGCAUAAUGUCAAUAGUGAAAUAUUUGGUUUUGUGUAAUUGGCUCAAAGCAGGUAAGACUACGUAUGGUAUUUAAUGAUGUAUACUUAACAUUUGGUGUUGCCAUUUUUGUGCUGGUUGAUUUAGUCACCUGUUGUAUACAAAUUACAUUUACUGGCAGAAAUAUCCCAGUAAAGCUGUGGCUUUAACUCUUGAUAUUGGACUGCUCUUAAGAGGUUGUAUGGAACAAAAUUGCGGCAUAUAUCUGAGUAUUAUUUCUUUUCAUUAUGGCCUAUCUACUUCUUCAUUAGAGCAGAUGUAUCCUAAGAAAUUCAGAGGCUGUAUCACUGAAAUCAAAGAGAUGUGAGAGUGAUGAGAGGAUAGGUAGUAACCGUUCAUUCUGGCACACAAGUGCGGUUGGAUUUUUUUUUAAAUUUAUUUAUUGAUGUUAGCAGACUCAUCACAGAUAAUCAGCACAUUUUUUAUGCCAAAGACAUAAACUUCCUUUUCAAAUGUAUUUAUGUACACACACUGUAUUACUUUGAAGCAGGUCUCAAUUCUGCAUCACAUACUUACUUGUCAACAUGACUGCAGGAACAAGGUGUGUGUGACACCCCCCCCCCCCCCCCCCCCCCCACACACACACUAAAAUAAUUCCAAUCAUGCAUUCCUUUCUGGGUCUUCCAAUUUGUAUGCAGUCUUUUAUUGUGAUUGUCAGUCUAAAAUUUUCACUGAGUGCUGCAUUAGCUUGAUUAUUUAUCACUUCUUUGGAUGAUGCAGUUCUCUCACCAGGUUCUCAUAAAGAAAACUCCACUUAAGAGAGAUAUGGGGGCAGUCACCCACGUGUAAUGAAAUGACCUAAUUAAAUUCCACAAUUGACUGUGCAAUUAGUACUGGACUUCCAUCAUUUCAUUAAAUUUCACAGUUCAUGAGAAAGGUCUUCCUGGAUAACAAGUCAUCACUCAAUAACAGUUGAAUUCUAAAAAUGUUUUACAAAGAAUGCAGUUGUGAAUGAUUAAUCAAAACCUAACAUACUGAAACAUAGUUGAUACCAAAAUAUUAAUUUGCUGUCGUUAAUAGGCAGCAAUUGGCAAGUAUAUAUAGAGCAUUACUUGCUAUGGUCCUGUAUGUAGUCUUACAUUGGUGUGUGUUUAUACUGAUAUUGUAAUACAUACUUAUUUCACAGUUAAUGUAAUCUUUAUUAGUGAUAUUAUUUCCUUGUUCAUCUCAGUAAUUCAUAUAGAUUUGGAAAUGGUGAUAAAUCAGGUCCUUAUUUUUUGAAGAAUAAUUUAAGCACUGCUCUAUAAUCAGGAAACUUAACUACUUUAAAUCAGUACAGAUCAAUUUUCUAGCAAGAUUUUUUAAAGUAGGAUCAACAUUUUAGAGCACCUAAUACUAUGAAGUUUUAUGUACCAAAUUAUUUUGUAAAAUAAAUGUUCCUCAACAAAACUAACUAUGCGACAUCUGUCAGUACAUUAUAGAAAAAUUGCCUGAAUAAUAAUACUCAGGAAAACUGAAAUAAUUGUAAUAUUUACUAGGUAAUUGAUAUCCAAAAGUAAACUAAAAAAUUGAAAACAAAGCAUUUAUUUACUUUAGGAAUGAUACCAGACAAAUGGAGGUCCUACACUUUUCAUACAUUCUUUGUUCUUAUGAUUGGUGACAAAACUAUUAUCAGUGAUGUUAUUUUAUUUAUUUAUUUUAUCCAUCUUUCAGCACUAACAUGCAAUCGAUGUCGUCAGAAGAGUUACAGCUAUUUGUACAUUAUGUUUUACAUACCAAAAUAUUACAUAGUAAAAAUAUAGCAAUGUUGUCAACUAUUAGGCCAUAAUUUAUCAGCAUUAACAUGCAAUCAAUGUUGUCAGAAGUAUUAUAGCUAUUUGUACAUUAUGUUUCGUAUAACAAAAAUAUUACAUGAAAAAAAAGACAGUGUUGUACCCUAUUAGCUUAUAGCUAGCUGCCUCUACAUCCAUAACUAUACAUAACAGUAAGCCUUAGUUUAUCAAUAAAUUAGAUCAUCUUUACAACUAUUCUGAAAUUCUUCUACACUGUAGAAAAUAUUUUUCUUCAUCUACACUUUGGUUUUAGUUUUGAAAAUAUCCAUUGAAACCAAUUGAGCCUGUACGGGUAAAGUGUUGAAUAAUUUAAUGCCUAUGUAUUCAUAGCUAGAUUGGGUUUUCUUAAGUCUGGUUGUGAGUAUAUCAAUCAUAUUUGUUUGUCGAGUAUUGUGUUGAUGAACUGAUUUCCUUAUAGUGUAGUUGUUUAAGUUUUCUUUUAUGUUUAAUAGGCAACAAUAUAUGUAAAGAGAUGGGACUGUGAGAAUUUUUAAGUCUCUAAAAUAAGGUCUACAAGAGGUCUUGUUGUCAGUGAUUCCGUAAAAACGUCUAAUUGCUUUCUUUUGCCAAGUGAAAAUUUUUUGGCUCCUGGAGAGUUACCCCAUAAAAGAAUGCCAUAUUGUAGAUGGCAAUGAAAGAAGGCAUAGUAUGACUGAAGCAAUAAAUCUUGUGUAACACGUGUGUAGUUUGGCUAGUAGGUAGAUAACUCGUGAUAGCUUUCGACAUACAUAAUCUGUAUGUGUGUCCCAAGUUAAUUUUGAGUCAAUGUGUAUUCCUAGUAGCUUAACAGAUGAUAACUCCAUGUUACUGUUUGAUAAACUGAAGAUUAUCUUGACAGUCUUUUCAUGGUUCAUAGAUAAGUCAUUAGCUUUAAACCAGAUAUUAGAUAUUUUGAGACACUCUUCACUUUCCUCCUUCAAUAUGUUUAUAUCCUUUCCAGAAUUAGCUAAUGUUGUGUCAUCAGCAUAGAGGAUAGAUUUACAGGGUAAGUUAUUCGGAAAGUCAUUUACAAACAAUAUAAAUAGUAGAGGGCCAAGCACUGAGCCGUGAGGAACACCUCGUUUUAUACUUAAAGUCUGUGACUGUUGGUCAUUAUGCUUUACUAUUUGUUUUCUAUUGGUGAGGUAUGAUUCAAUUAGUGAGAGUUCCAAGUGUUUGAUUCCAUAGCAACACAGUUUAUCUAAUAAUAAUUUGUGGUUAACUGAGUCUAAAGCCUUACUCAAGUCAAUUAGAAUGGCUUCAGCAGAUAAUUCUGACUCAAAUGCGCUUAGUACAAAAGAGAUAAGGUUUUCAACUGCUUUGACUGUUGAUAAGUUUGACCUGAAUCCAUACUGAUAAUCAUUUAAUAUAUUAUUGUCUGAUAGGUGUAUGCAUAUUUGCUGCAGUAUGCAAUGUUCUAUUAUUUUUGAGAGAAUAGGCACAAGUGAAAUUGGUCUAUAAUUAUUGAUACAGGACUUAUUGCUCUAAUGUGGUUGAAAAGUUGCAUUCCUCCAUGCCAUAAACUUACUAGUGUUGCUUGUGAACCUUACAUUGCAGUUCCUAGUGUGAGUGUCCCAUUAAAAAUUCCAUCAGGUGGCUGUUAAUGUUUGCAGUUUCCUUUCUAUUAUUCCUCUGUCGGUUCCACCUUCCAAAUAGAGAAACACUUCCAUCAGAGUUCUCAUUUCAGCUUAUAUAAGUUACUUAAACUGUGUGUGUGUGUGUGUGUGUGUGUGUGUGUGUGAGAGAGAGAGAGAGAGAGAGAGAGAGACUUAUGGGCACUCAACACUGAGGUUAUCAGCGCACCAAAGUGGAAAUUUGUAUUCAUGUCUUAUCUUUUGAUUCACAUGUAAUGAAAAUUAACUUUAACUCUCAACUACUAAAUUAUUUUUAUUUUAUUUAUUAAUUUUGAGAGAGGGUGUCUUCCUCGAGUAUCUGAAGUUAAACACCAGGAUGGAUUCAUAAUAUGCCUCGCUCAAACAUGAAUUUGGUUUAGUUUAUGAAAUUCUUCUCAUUGAACAUUUGAUGAGUUGUGUAAAUAAGUCACAUAUUAAGUACAUAACUAAUUGCUUUGGUGUCUUUACCAUUUGUUAAUAUUCAGUGCAGAGUAUGAACACCAUUAUAGCAUAGAAUCAUAGUUUUUUUUAUAACAUUGGUUGGUUGCAUCAGAUAUGGUAAUGAUAGUUCUGUUUCUCUACUACUUUGUGAGACAGUGCAGUAUCUUGAAUUUCUGUAUGGAUAAUACAUUAAACUGAACGUCUUCAAUGGAAUUUGUGCUUACAUAUUAAUAAAACUAUUGUAAUCAAAGUCAGUCUUUGCAUAAGUGAAAUAAAGAUUAUAUACCAGUGCUCUGGUUGAAAUCCA